CUUUCAACUUUUAAUUACCAUCCUUUUUUUGUUCCAACUGCCUUUCAUGUCAGGUCUUGUGUCAUGAAUUAAUGUCUUCUUUUCUUUCUUGCUAAUCUCAAACAAGGAAUGUUGAUGGAUAUAAAAACAAAAUAAUCAUUAAUAAGAAUCCAUAAAUUCUUCCUUUAAAUCAUCUAAAAUUUGGUGCAAUUUCAACCCCACAAAACCAACUUUGAAUGUGAAGCUUCCUUCUUUAAUCCCUACCCUAUAUAUAUAAAUGGUUUCCUUGGGCAAAGGUUCGUAGGGAAAAAAGAAAGAAAGAAAGAAAAAUGUCAGCUGCUGUAGGAAUUUUCUCAGCAUCCAAACAAGAUGGUUUGAAGAAAAAUGGAAGAAACAAUAAUGAAGAGGCGAGAGAAGAGAAGAAGAAGAACAACAAGAAGUUUGUUGAUGAUAAUGAAGCAAAGAACAAUAAUGUUGAUGAUGAGAAUGAGGUUGAUGAAGAAGAUGAUAAUCCCAAGCUGAAACCUGAGAAGGAGUUGGAUCUUGGCCCUCCUCUUUCACUCAAAGAGCAGCUUGAAAAGGACAAGGAUGAUGAAAGUCUGAGGAGAUGGAAAGAACAGCUUCUUGGGAGCGUUGAUAUGUCUGCUCUUGGAGGUACUGUUUUUCCUAUCUGUUAUUCAAGGAGCAAACACAUGUUGAAUUAUAUUUUUGUGAUGAAAGCAGAGAUGGAGGCGGCAGAAGUGAAGAUAGAAAGGCUGUCAAUCGUAUGUCGGGGCCGACCAGAUAUUGUUUUGCCCAUUCCAUUUGUUUCAAACCCUAAAAGCAGCUUGUUUAUACUAAAGGAAGGAAGUCGUUAUCGUCUCAAAUUCUCCUUCACUGUCUCCCACAACGUUGUCUCUGGUCUUAACUACACUAACACUGUCUGGAAAACCGGUGUUAAAGUAGAGAAAACAAAAGUGAUGUUGGGAACAUUUAGCCCUCGAAAAGAUCCAUACACUUAUGAAUUGGAAGAAGAAACCACCCCUUCUGGCUUGUUUGCUAGAGGCUCCUACUCUGCAACUACGAAGUUUGUAGAUGAUGAUGGCAAAGCUUAUUUGGCUAUGAAUUACCACUUUGAAAUCAAGAAGAACUGGCCAUCAAACAACUCUUGAAUUUUUUUCCCUUCUUUUUUUUUAAUUUUGGGUUUUUAAUUUUUUCUUUUAUGUGUUUUUUCUCUUCUUACAAAAUUUAUUGUAUCUACAAUUUUUUGCGUUACAGUCUGGAUUUUUUUUAUUUUUUUGGUUUUGUGUGUCUAUAAAUAGAGGUUUUCAUAUAUAA
Gossypium arboreum is the source of this 1296-nucleotide messenger RNA. RefSeq names its product rho GDP-dissociation inhibitor 1-like. Bases 309 to 1130 code for a protein of 273 amino acids. Lineage: Eukaryota; Viridiplantae; Streptophyta; Magnoliopsida; Malvales; Malvaceae. The transcript has 4 exons. Gene Ontology annotation, cellular component: cytoplasm; membrane; cytosol. The record is from RefSeq and is a predicted model, not a curated record. Gene Ontology annotation, biological process: Rho protein signal transduction. Gene Ontology annotation, molecular function: Rho GDP-dissociation inhibitor activity; protein binding.